UUCUCUUCAGCCCAGUUUAACCCCCAUCUCCUUGAAGCCCAGCUGGAUGCUGCUUUGUCGUGAGGAGAUGAUUGCAGCUCUGAACUGAACCCCGAUGGAUGCAGGCUCCCUGUGUUCCUGGUGUGCCCCCUGAAGGGAUGGAGAGCUCCUCAGUGGCAUCGGCCUCCUCGGAGGCGGGGAGCAGCCGCUCCCAGGAGAUCGAGGAGCUGGAGCGCUUCAUCGACAGCUACGUCCUGGAGUACCAGGUGCAGGGGCUGCUCACCGACAAGACCGAGGGCGACGGCGAGAGCGAGAAAACGCAGUCCCACGUCUCACAGUGGACGGCGGAUUGUAGCGAGCAGCUUGAUGGCAGCUGUUCCCCAUCCCGAGGGAAGGGCUCGUCGUCCCACGAACAUAACCAGGAAGAGUGGGAUCACAGCAGCAGUGGGAGCACAGGAUCCCGGCCGGGGUCGAGCUCCAGGCAGGGCUCUGGAUCCAGGUCUGGCAGCCACAGGAGAAGCAGCCAGUUCAGGCAUUCAGCCAAGAAUGGCAACAAGGAGAGCAGCCUUGACAUGCUGGGCACAGACAUUUGGGCUGCCAACACCUUUGACUCCUUCAGUGGUGCAACGUGGGACUUGCAGCCUGAAAAACUAGAUUUCACCCAGUUUCACAGAAAGCUGCGAAACACCUCCAAACACCCAUUGCCUCACAUAGACAGAGAAGGGCUUGGAAAGGGGAAGUACGAGGAUGGUGACAGCAUCAACCUGAACGACAUAGAGAAAGUCCUUCCAGUGUGGCAGGGUUACCAUCCGUUGCCUCAUGAAGCUGAAAUCGCACACACCAAAAAACUGUUCAGAAGGAGGAGAAACGACCGGAGGCGACAGCAGAGGCUUCCCAGCGGGAACAAGUCCCAGCAGCACACGGAUCAUCAGCAGGGUGGCACCAAGCAUAACAGGGACCACCAGAAGCUCUACCAAGGAGGCCAGGCCCCUCACUCCUCGGGCAGGACGGGCCACCACGGCUACAGCCAGAACCGGAGAUGGCACCACAACCAGAAGCACUCGCCCAACGACAAGGAGACGCACAGAAACGCCAAAGAGACUGAGAACCUGAGAAUCGAGGAGAGCCCCGCGUGCACGGCGCACGUCCCCACGGAGGCGCCGCGAGGCCCUGAGGCCGCCGAGAAGCAGCCCCAGCAGCAGGCCGAGCCCGAGACCAAGCGGAAAGACAGCGCCCACGAGCGCCCCGGGGACAGGCCCAAGAUCAACCUGCUCCAGUCUUCGAAGGACAGGCUGAGGAGGAGGCUAAAAGAAAAGACGCCUUGUCUUUCCCUUUUCACGGACCAGGACGAAGUAACGGUGGAAACCACCGACCCUGAAAAGAAUAAAAUGGACAAAUUAAUUGAAAUUCUCAACAGCAUGCGGAACAACAGCAGUGACGUUGACUCCAAGCUCACCACCUUCAUGGAGGAGGCCCAGAACUCCACCAACUCUGAGGAGAUGCUGGGGGAGAUAGUCAAGACCAUCUACCAGAAAGCGGUGACAGACCGCAGCUUUGCUUCCACAGCAGCCAAGCUCUGUGACAAAAUGGCCCUUUUCAUGGUGGAGGGAACCAAAUUCCGGAGUCUGCUCCUCAACAUGCUGCAGAAGGAUUUCUCCAUGCGGGAGGAGCUGCAGCAGCGGGACGUGGAGCGCUGGCUGGGGUUCAUCACCUUCCUCUGCGAGGUCUUUGGCACCAUGAGGAGCAGCACCGGGGAGCCCUUCCGAGUCCUCGUCUGCCCCAUCUACACCUGCCUCAGGGAGUUGUUGCAAUCUCAGGAUGUGAAGGAGGAUGCUGUGCUUUGCUGCUCCAUGGAGCUGCAGAGCACCGGCCGGCUGCUGGAGGAGCAGCUGCCCGAGAUGAUGACGGAGCUGCUGGCGAUAGCGCGCGACAAGAUGCUGUGUCCCUCCGAGUCCAUGCUGACCAGGUCCCUGCUGCUGGAGGUCAUCGAGCUGCACGCCAACAACUGGAACCCCCUGACGCCCACCAUCACGCAGUACUACAACAAGACCAUCCAAAAACUGACGGCUUGAGGGGCAGGGCAAGGUGGGGUGGUAAGGGACGAGAAGAAGAAGAAGAAGAAGAAGAAGAAGAAGAAGACAUGCGCCUUGACAGGACCCGGCAAGAGCUUUUCUGAUUUAAAUCCCCCAGCAGACCAAACCCCAGCAUGCUCGAGAAUACGUUCGUGGGGUGGGGAGGGAGCAGCAUGUUUCUUUUUCAGCCGCCUCGCCAAGUGCCACCCCUCCUCCCUGCCGUGGUUUUGUUUUAGGGGUUUCUUUUUCUGAACUCAUUGCUCAAGCAGCAGCAGUGCAUCCCGCCGGGUUAUUGUUUGGCUUUCGAAAGAAGACAGAGAAUUUGGAAAAGGAGGGGAAAAAAAAAAUAAUCUAAGUGGGGGCUAGUAUUGUUUUCACGCCGUCCUCCUGCCUUGCCCUGGCCAACUGGCAGGAGACAGCACGCAGCAGAUGUCUCGAGAGGACAAAGCCAGGCACACACUACACCAGACGCUCAUAAUUGAUGGCUUUUGUCAAGCGAGGCUUGCGUUAGGUCCCCCCCUCCUUCUCUUGUUUUCGACUUUCUGUGUGUUCCCCCCACCUACCCGCCACCCCUUCAGAGGCAGAUUGGAGAGCGGGACGACUUUCUUACUUGCACUGGGUUUCCUUUUCCUCGAGCGUUGGUAAUUUCCUCUUAUCUUAUUGUAUCGUUGGACGGACAGUUGUGAGCAGCUCGGGGACGGGGAGAGCAGCGCCUUCCCUCGAGCUGGGAAACGGUUUAUGUGAAGAUGCUGAAGCAGAAGGAGUGUUUUAAAGGAGUCCUAAAGCCACUGCAGAAGUUACAUAGCCACCGUCAUCUUGCCAGUAACCUCCUCGGUGGAUUGAGAAACGUGUCCUUUGAGCUGGGGGCUCUAAAAACAGGGGAUUCUGUGGCUCUUGCUGUUCAAGUCGCCGUUAUUCCUCAGCCACUAUAAUCAUUUAACUUUUUUGUAAUAAUUUUUUUUUUCCAUUGAAGGAGUGCUUUAUUGUUAUUACUGUCAUGGUUGUAAUUAUACAUUUAAAUCCAGGCCUGUUAUAGUUGGGCCUAAUAAUGUACAGGGCAAGGGAGAAAUGAAGGUUUGAUGUUUUUUGGAGGCUGGUAAAGAAAAGACAAGCAGCGUAUAGCGAAAAAACAAAAAAAGGAAAAAAUAAGAGGGAAAAAUAGAAAAAGCCAAAAAUAGAAGUUUGAGCCUGGCUUCUAACUAGCUGAAUAUGGUAUCCAGCGUUCCUAGGUGUGUGCAGUGUGCUGGAGCAGCUCUGUCCCAUGCUCGGUGUGAGUGGCACAGUGCCAUCGAGCGAUGGGGGACAUAUCCAGAGAGGCAGGGUGUGCUCGGGGAUCCCCAGGGGGCUCCAGGAUCCCCUCAUGGCUCCUUGCUGGAGCAUCCCAAGGGAGGGGACAGCUGUGGGGGAUGGUGGGGAGGUGACACCCAGAGGGUGAGAGGCUGGUCUGCGGCAAUGCCUGAAUCAUGAAGAAGACACGGUGGGCUCCUAUUUGCUGAUCUAGCAACACUUUGACUUAGGAAAUCCCUCCAGGUGGUUUUUCUAAUGAAACCUAGCAAGGAUGCAGGCUGUCCCAUCCUGCCUGCAGGAGCCAGGGAAGGCAUGAUGCCAUCAGCUCAUCCUGGCUUCUUCUCACUGUUCAAUUUAUUCCUUUUAUGAUAAGAGAAUUUAUGCCACAACAAUGGCACACAUGGACCCUGGACCGGGCAGGCUGGGCCUCAGCUCAGCAGCUCAAACCCGUUUUUCCAAGCAAAACGUUGCAUUUCUGGUGGCUUGUAAAGAAGAGAGAUUUCACCCCGACCUCCUUGGAUGUGCAGUAUGUUUUUGGGUGCCUUAUGAAUGUGUUGGUCUGUCUGCGAUGGGGAGGAAGCUUUUGCUGCAAAAUUUAAAGGGCAGAAAUUUUCAGCAGAAAAUGCAUUGCAGGGGGGUGAGCGUUGUGAUGCUGCAGUUCAACAGUACCUGAAUUUUCAUCUGGUUGUCUGCUGAUCCAGUUUUCAUGCUGCACCUGGAGCAAGAGGAGCUGGAAAGAGGAGCUUCAGUUUUCCUGCCUGCCUAGAAAGCAGUGAAAUGAUUGCUGAGUUCACUAGAACUGCCUGGAAGAACUAACUUUUGCUUCACUUAUUCGAGCCCAGGAGCUUCGCACAGUGAGGGCGCCUUGCGUUGGGUCAGCUUCAUUAGUAGCAACAUGGUUUGAUAGUGUUAAUGAGCAGAUGAACUUCAUUAGGACGGCAAAGCCCAUCAGUAUUACAAGGCUCAGGGCUGUGCCCAUCGCUCUUUGUUUUUUCUGCUCCCUGAACUCUCAAGGAGUGGAGGAGAAGGGGAUAUAACACCCAUCACAGUGCACUCAGGCAGAGUGUCAGUCUUCUGGGAGAAGGCCUGAAAAAUAGUUUUGUCUUGUUGUGUGGUCUUUUUUUUUUUCUUUUUUUUUUUUUAAGAACAGCAAAGUCCUAUAGCAGGGACAGAAACCUGGUGGUUUGGGGUGCCAGGGAUCCUGCCAACAGUGAUCCAGACUGCCACUCUGGGCCCUGCCGCUUCUCACUUCCCACAGAAUUUUUUCUUGGGAUGUAGUGAAAGAAGAAAAAAGAAAAUAAAAACACAGAUAAUUGGGGAUUUUUUUUCUAAAAACUUGAAUUUUUCACCCAUCAGUGCAUCAGGAGGCAUUCAGAGUCAAAGUGUAAGCCACAGGGCAGUAUUUCUCCUAAAGCAUUUCCCUACCCCUGCCUGCUGUGAGAGCUUAUUCAAUUUUCUCAUUGUGGGGCAAUCCCAAAUCCCCCACUAACCAGGCUUGGCCCAUGACUUUCCCUUCCUACACUGGAAAUGAAGAACUUUCAUGUGAAAUCCGUCGUUUUGUAAUGUCUUGCCAUAUAUCUCUGCUAUUAGCAUACGUUCAUCCAGCCAUUAACUGCUUUGAUACAUCAGUCACUCUGUUGAUGUACAAGAUUCAAAAUAUUGACCAAAAAUGGGGGUUUCUCCCCAAAAAUUACAUGCUGCCAGUGGUAUCUUUCUGAAGUCCAUCAUCAGGAAGCCGGCAGACACAUGACAUCAUUCACCAGGGUACCGUGUUGGGAAAAGAGGUACCAUGAGGACAUUUGAUGGGCAGGAUGGGGAACAGCGCUGGGGAAAUUUUUGGGGUGAAAGCACCUGGGGAUCCUGGAGUGUUUUCUUCUCUCUCUUUCAUUUUUUUCUUUUUUUUUUUUUUUUUUUAAUCUUUUGGCUUACUUUGCAAACGAUCGCCAAAGAGCGUAAUUCUCCAAAAUGUAUUUUUGGGUGCAAAGCCACCAGUUACAUCUCCCUAAAUCAGCCAGAUUCCAUCUUUGCUGCUCAAUAAAAGUAUUUGUGUGGGGUUUUACUGCAUUGUCCCCAUACAACUACUGUCAGCAAAGGGGGAAAGCAAAGCCCUUGGGCCAAAUGUGUGUGGGGCCAAACCUCAGGGUGGUGUGGAGGCUGGAGCAGCAUCACCUCUGUGCCCAUCUCCCUGGGAUGCAGAACAGGUUUGCUGACACCCUGCCAGGCUCCCCAGGUUAUCAUUCACCUCAAAACUCCUGGUAAAAAAAAUCUUUCCAAACCGAUGAGUUUUGCUACGCAGAAAGUGACUUGCUUGGUUUCCCCAUGAGGGAUUCCACUGCUGUUCAGAGAAGUCUCGUGUAUACGGAGGUGAAACAAAAAUGGGGAGGAAAAAAAAAAGGAAAAAAGGAAAAGUAAGUGAUUUGCUUGGUUCCCCUCUUCCCCUGAAAGAGAUUAAUUAGUAUCUAUUCUUGGCAUGAUUGAUGGCUUUGAAAGAAAACUUGUCAGAAUAACUUAUGAUUUAUUUUCGUGCUUAUUUUUAUAACACCCCUCACUUGGAAAUCUCUCAAAAUCUUAAAUAUGAUUUUUUUUUUUUAAUUUCCCUGCUGGGUAUUUUAUGGCUUUACACUAAUUUUGCUCUUCUUGGUGAUAGCUAUUAAGCAGUCCUGGUGAUAUUUUCAGUAUUUUUUCAGAAGAAAUUAUACUAAGGGUUGCUAAGUCCACUGUCAAUAGCCAAGGGAGCUGCGGUGUCCUACAGAACACAGAGUUAAUGCUAGCAAUUUUUUUUUUAUGUAUUUAUUUGCAUUUGAAAAAGCAACAUUUUUAAUUUAAUCAUAUUUGUUAAACUAAGCGCUUUAAAAAAUUUUUAAAAAUAAAAAAAUAGGAAAAAGGUUUUGGGGAGAGUAAAGACUAGAUAUUCAUACUUAGAGAAAUCACAAACUCAUCAUUUUCAGCAUUUCAGAGACUGUUAAAACAAGGGAGCUCAUAACUCUUUGUGGCAAUUCAGUCUUUGUUUAUAGAACAUCCAGAUCCACUGUAUGCUAUAAAAUGCCUCAUCUGAGUAAUAAAUGUUUAAAGCUUGA
Zonotrichia albicollis (white-throated sparrow) is the source of this 6415-nucleotide messenger RNA. It is a transcript of the gene CTIF, whose product is annotated as cap binding complex dependent translation initiation factor. Gene Ontology annotation, cellular component: cytosol. Gene Ontology annotation, molecular function: RNA binding; translation activator activity; protein binding. The record is from RefSeq and is a predicted model, not a curated record. NCBI's taxonomy places the organism in Eukaryota, Metazoa, Chordata, Aves, Passeriformes, Passerellidae. Gene Ontology annotation, biological process: regulation of translational initiation.